This is a messenger RNA of Erigeron canadensis, 1756 nucleotides long. RefSeq names its product anthocyanidin 3-O-glucosyltransferase 2-like. The record is from RefSeq and is a predicted model, not a curated record. The transcript has a single exon. Bases 31 to 1473 code for a protein of 480 amino acids. Gene Ontology annotation, molecular function: UDP-glycosyltransferase activity. NCBI's taxonomy places the organism in Eukaryota, Viridiplantae, Streptophyta, Magnoliopsida, Asterales, Asteraceae.
UGGUGUCUAACCUAUGUUUAUUGCCCCGAAAUGCAUCAAGAAGUCAUCAGUUAUCAAAUGGAGAAACUAGAAUUAUUUUUCAUCCCAUCUCCACUUAUGGGUCAUGCUGGUCCACCUGUGGAGUUGGCCAGGCUCUUGGUCAACAGGUUUAACCAUCUCACCAUUACUGUACUUGUCAUGAAGCUUCCUGGUGAUCCAAUAGGCACCAACUACACAGACUCUCUUGAUUCAACUUCAACUGAUGACCAAAUCAAAUUCAUUCAUUUUCCGCAAAUGGAUUUUGACUUAUUUCAAGAUUGCCCAACUGUUGGCUUUCGGGCUGAUGCAGUUAUAGAGCUCCAUAAGCCUAUAGUAAGAGAACUUGUGGAUGGUCGGUUCAAUAAUGGGUCUGAUGAUCAAGAGUCUCGGCUCGUUGCAUUUGUUGUGGACAUGUUUUGUACACCAAUGAUAGAUGUUGGCAGGGAAUUUGGUAUCCCGACUUACGUGUUUUUUACAUCAAAUGCUGCGUUUCUUGGAAUGAUGUUACAUUUUCAGAGCCUCCAUGAUGAACAUGGUCAGGAUAUAUCUGAGUUGGCUAACUCAAAUAUCGACUUAAUGAUCCCGAGCUAUGGAAGCCCAGUACCUCCAAGCGUGUUGCCUGCUGUGCUGAUAGAUAAGUAUUUCUGGACCAAAAGGUUUAUUUGUUAUACCCGGAAAUAUAGAGAAGCCAAGGGUAUAAUAGUAAACACAUUUUUAGAGCUAGAGAAACAUGCCCUGCUAUCAUAUGAUGAUAGAACACCUCCAAGCUACACUGUAGGUCCUAUGAUUAAACCUGCAAAACCAACACCAAACAAUGAGGUCUUGCAAUGGUUGAAAAAGCAACCUAAGUCGUCGGUCUUGUUUUUAUGCUUUGGGUCAAGGGGAUGUUUCAAUGAGGAGCAAGUGAAAGAGGUAGCAAUUGCUAUAGAAAGGUGCGGAUGCCGGUUCAUAUGGUCCCUACGUCGACCUUCCAAAGAUCAAAAAGGAUUCCCAGAAGAUUACACGGACUAUAAUGAAGUCCUGCCAGAUGGGUUCCUACAACGUACAAGUGAAAAGGGGAAAGUGCUUGGUUGGGUCCCACAGACAGAAGUUUUGGCUGACGUGGCGGUUGGGGGAUUUGUAUCCCAUUGCGGGUGGAACUCCAUACUAGAGAGUCUCUGGUAUGGGGUUCCAGUUGCCACGUGGCCAAUGAAUGCAGAGCAACAAAUAAAUGCAUUUCAACUAGUUAAAGAAUUGGGUUUGGCCGUCGAGAUCUCUUUGGACUAUAACAAAAUAAACAAGAAUCAACGUUUGGUCUUGUCCGGAGAAAUCGAGAAUGGAAUAAGAGAGGUAAUGGAUCGCAAUAGUGAAGCUCGAGCAAAGGUUACAGAAAUGAAAGUGAAGAGCCGAAUGGCACUGGAUGAGGGAGGUUCAUCGUCGGCUAGUUUGAUAAGCCUUGUCAAUGAUUUUAUGUAACUAGUUUCAAGUUGGAAAAAUCAUUUCAAUUAUCUCUGAAAAUGUAUUAUGUUGCAUCUUAUAUUGCCUAAAACCUUAGUUGGGAAAAUCUUAAAAUCCUCCCAAAAACUCCACACAAGAAGCCAUUGUAGGGAUUAAAACAUGUUAAAAGAUAACUAGCCCAGUAUCGACGUAAUGCGCGAUAAUGGUGACGACAACAGUCUGGUGGUGUUGAUAGCGUUAAGUGGUGUAGGUUAUGUAAAUAUAAUUGAUGUAAUACUUGUAGUAUGAAUAUUUUAAAAGA